This is a messenger RNA of Gadus chalcogrammus (walleye pollock), 1010 nucleotides long. It is a transcript of the gene gsta.1, whose product is annotated as glutathione S-transferase, alpha tandem duplicate 1. NCBI's taxonomy places the organism in Eukaryota, Metazoa, Chordata, Actinopteri, Gadiformes, Gadidae. The transcript is spliced from 7 exons. The record is from RefSeq and is a predicted model, not a curated record. Bases 124 to 804 code for a protein of 226 amino acids. Gene Ontology annotation, biological process: glutathione metabolic process. Gene Ontology annotation, molecular function: glutathione transferase activity.
GGAAACGGAGUAUUUGGUCAGUCGACAUCCAGAUCAACAGUUGCAUAACAAAAGUAUCCCUGUCUGUCACGCUUCAUUGCUCACUAUUUUUUUUGCGAGUUUGGUUAAGGUCCUGUAAUAGCGAUGUCUGGAAAAGUUGUGUUGCACUACUUCGAUGGGAGAGGAAAAAUGGAAUCAAUUCGUUGGCUUCUUACAGUUGCUGAAGUUGAGUUUGACGAAGUGCAUUUAACACGCCGCGACCAGUACGAAAAACUUCUGGCUGAUGGAGUGCUCAUGUUUGAACAGGUCCCAUUGGUGGAAAUUGAUGGCAUGCAUCUUGUUCAGACAAAGGCAAUCUUGAAGUACAUUGCAGAGAAAUACAAUCUAAAUGGAAAAGACAUGAAAGAGCGGGCAAUGGUCAACAUGUAUUCUGAGGGGCUGAUCGAUCUCAUGGAGAUGAUCAUGAUUUUACCCUUCACACCGCCUGCAGAAUUGAAAACCAAGCUGGAAACGAUAGAAACAAAAGCAACAGGCCGCUACCUGCCAGUGUUUGAAAAGGCGGUCUCUGGUUCCAUCUUCCUGGUGGGUGGACAGCUAAGCUGUGCAGAUGUCCAGCUGAUGGAGUGUUCCCUGAUGUUAGAGGAGAAGUUCCCUGGCAUUCUGGCUCAGUUCCCCAACAUCAAGUCUUUCCAGGGCAGAAUGUCAGAGAAACCAGCUAUUAAGAGAUUCCUGCAACCAGGCAGCAAGAGGAAGCAUCAGCCAGACGAUACUUAUGUGAAAACCGUUUUGGAGGUUUUCAAUCUUAAAUCGCCAGUCUUUAAAUAGAUACACAUUUCUUAAGCAUCUCGAAUGCUAAGUUCAUUAAGCCAGACUUAUGUAGAGUAGUGAUUGGUACAAUUAUUAUUCUCCAAUAAUGCAAUACUUAUGAAAGAAAUCGCCUAGCUUAAUAGCAAAUUUAGUUUCGAAACGUGAGUUUUAAAUUGUACACGCUUGUCAUGAUUAAAGACGAAUGAAAUUGAAUAUUUUGAGUU